UACUAGCGAAGCACUCACUAUAAAAUACAUAUUACAACUCCUGUGAUUCAGGCAAAGCACUACUAGUACAUUUCCAGAGAGAAAGUUUAGAAAACAAUGGGGGCCUGUGCAACCAAACCAAAGGCAGAUGCUACCGAUGUUCCCGCACCCCUACCGGAGAAAGAUGAGGUUGAGAAGAAGGAACUCACUGUUGUUGGCUCAGUUAUCGAGACCAAGGAGUUUGUUGAUGCUGACAAGUCAAGGUCUCUCAGUAAUCUUUUCAAACAGAGUGAAGAAGUGAAAGGCUCGACUGGAACUCACUCAACACCGACAGAAAUGGUGAAAGAGGAGGCAUGUGAAGCUGAAGAAGGCACAGAUGUUUCUGAAACUAAGACAAUUGAAGUUAUAAAAUCUGAAAUAUCAGCAGAAACAACUAUAACACCAACUGUUGUUCCUGUUUUUGAAGCAGAAAAAGCAAUUGAAGUAGAAGCAGCUACCGAUAAAUUUGAAAUUUCAUUAGAGAAAACAGCAAUGCCAAUUGCCGAUGCUCCUGCUUUGGUGAAACCGGAAGAAUCAAUAGAAGUCGAAACAGCUAAAGAAGAGACUGAAACUUUGGAAGAAAAAACAUCAACACUCACUAGUCAUGUUCCUGUCGACGAUGGAGCCGAGAAAGAUAUUGACGCAGCAUUAGCCACUGAGAACCAAGAAACACUUGCAAUUGAAGAUAAAAAGAUUGAUGAACAUGACAAAGGCAUAGAAACUCCAAUAUCAGAAUCAGUUGUAGAGGUUGAUAGCAGUAAAACUGAGUUUGUUGAAGACGGAACAUCUUCCCCAGUUGUGUAUGCUCAUGUUGAAGCAGACACUAAGAUUGAGGCAGCCGCUAAUGAAACCCAAAUAGCAGAGGCAGUCGAGGAAAAAAAAAUUGAGGAACAUGAGGAAGUCGAAGAAACACUGAACCCUGAAUCACCUAAGAACACUGGAGAAGAAAGCAAGGAAGCUACAGAACUUGAAAAACCAGCAAUAUUACCUGAAAAGGAGAACCAAGAUUCUAAAAUAGAAGAAGAAAUAGCAGUCACUGAAAACCAGAAGCCUCCAGAGGAGACAACAACAGAAACUGAAGUAGCUGCUGAGAUUGUCAAACCAUGACAGAUAAAGCCUUGAAGAUGAUGUCAAAUUUAAUUUCUUUUGGAAUAUAUAUCAUAUACUUUUGCCGAACAUGAGUCUGUUGAAGUUGCUUACAAGUGCAGUUGAACUGAUUGCAGGGUGCUGCUGUUGUGAUACUUUUUUCCUGUUGAUUGAUUGCUGUCAUUUCUGUUCGCUUCCGAGUUUUUAGUAAGCUGGUAGGUUAUUACGUGUUUUUGUUACAUAUAGUUUUCUUAGUGCAGUAAUGCGAUCAUGACUUGUGCAUCUGAUGUUUUCUUGACAAUUAUAUUACUUGUCAAUGUAUGAAAACUAAAUGAAGGUUAA
This is a messenger RNA of Daucus carota subsp. sativus, 1446 nucleotides long. RefSeq lists its product as uncharacterized. Lineage: Eukaryota; Viridiplantae; Streptophyta; Magnoliopsida; Apiales; Apiaceae. The record is from RefSeq and is a predicted model, not a curated record. The coding region runs from base 97 to 1125 and encodes 342 amino acids. The transcript is spliced from 2 exons.